Brienomyrus brachyistius is the source of this 2427-nucleotide messenger RNA. RefSeq names its product fermitin family homolog 3-like. Gene Ontology annotation, molecular function: integrin binding. The record is from RefSeq and is a predicted model, not a curated record. Gene Ontology annotation, biological process: cell-matrix adhesion; integrin activation; integrin-mediated signaling pathway. The transcript is spliced from 15 exons. Bases 237 to 2168 code for a protein of 643 amino acids. Gene Ontology annotation, cellular component: cell-substrate junction. Lineage: Eukaryota; Metazoa; Chordata; Actinopteri; Osteoglossiformes; Mormyridae.
CUCUUGGUGACACACAAACAUAUAGCUCUUGAAAAGUUCAGUACGGAAGUUGAUAUCAGAGGAACACAGUCUUGACACAGAAACCACAAGUAGAUGUAGUGAGAGAGCGUUCAAGGGGAAGUGAGAGAUACAUUGGUCAAAGCUCACAAAGAGAACGCAACGACAGCAGAGAGCAGGCGGGGGACCUUCCUGGGGGGUUCUAAGAGCAAGAACUUCGUUCAAAAAACCAAAAAAGAAUGGCCGUGUGGGACCUGUCUGUCACGGUGGAGGAGCUCGGUCCGGAGGCUCCCCCCCUCUCCAUCAGCGUGACUUCGGACCUGCACAUCGGUGGGGUGAUCCUCAAAAUCGUGGAGAUGACACAAAUCAAGAAGGACUGGUCAGACCACGCCCUCUGGUGGGAGCAGAAACAGCAGUGGCUCCUGCGGCCUGCCUGGACCCUGGAUAAGUGCGGCAUCCACGCCGAUGCGCGGCUGACCUUCAUUCCCCAGCACAAGCCCCUGCGGUUGGGCCUGCCCAACGGGGCCGUGGUGAGGCUCCGGGCCUCCUUCUCAGGGCCCCUCUUUCACUCGAUCAUAGGCAUCUGCAGAAUCCUGAACAUCCGUCACCCCGAGGAGCUAUCGCUCCUGCGCCCUGUUGAGGAAAAGAAGAAGAAAAAAGACAAGGAGCCGCCGGAGCAAGUGUAUGACCUCACGGAAGUUCCCCUGACAGUAGAUAAUAUAGCCAGCCUCCACAACGGCAUGCCAGUCCACUUUGCCAUCUCCCCAGAGACGGAGGCUGCCUAUAAGAUGCUCUCCGUGAGCCAGCCACCGCCUGCCCCCGAGACCAUCGCCAAAAUGUACCGUCCCGCCAGUGUGGUGGACAAAGCACACAUCCACAGCAGGUGGCUGGACUCCUCCCGGUGCCUGAUGCAGCAAGGCAUCCAGGAGAACGACAAACUGUGGCUGCGUUUUAAAUAUUACACCUUCCAUGAACUAGAGCCUAAGUACGAUGCUGUCCGUCUGACCCAGCUAUACGAACAGGCCCGGUGGGCCAUCCUCCUGGAGGACAUUGACUGCACAGAGGAGGAGAUGAUGCUGUUUGCUGCCCUGCAGUACCACAUCAACAAAGUCUCGCAGUCGGAGCCCCAGGCCAUGAUGUCUUCUCCAGCAAUGGAUGACCUAGAAUCUGCCCUGCAGUGCUUGGAGGUCAAAAUGGAGGGCGAGAGCAGCUGCAUGGACAUGCUGGAAACCAUGACAACAGCUCCUGAACUGCAUGACUACUUGAAGAUAUUUCGACCAAAGAGGCUGACACUCAAAGGCUAUAAGCAGUACUGGUUUUCAUUUAAGGACACUUCAAUCUCUUACUUCAAGAGCAAAGAGGAAAGCAUUGGAGAGCCCAUUCAGAAGAUGGACCUAAAGGGCUGUGAGGUCGCGGGCGACGUGAAUGUGGCAGGCCAGAAGUUCUGCAUCAAGCUCUUGAUCCCGAGUCCAGAGGGCAUGAACGAAGUGUAUCUCCGCUGCGAAAAUGAGCAGCAGUAUUCCCGGUGGAUGGCUGCAUGCCGCCUUGCUUCCAAGGGCAAGAACCUGGCGGACAGCUCCUUCACCAGCGAGGUGGAGAAUAUCCAGAAUUUCCUCUCCAUGCAGCGCGCCAACCCUGGGACCACGUCCGCCCAAGCCGACGACAACAUCAACACCCACAGCCUGGUCUCCCCCCGCUACCACAAGAAGUACAAGACCAAACAGUUAACCCCUCGCAUCCUGGAGUCCUAUCAAAAUGUGGCACAGCUCUCCCUAACUGAUGGCAUCCAGAAAUUCCUGCAGAUCUGGCAGGCACUGCCUGACUUUGGGGUGUCCUACUUCGUGGUGAGGUUUAAGGGCAGUCGGAAAGACGAGGUCCUCGGCAUCGCUAACAACCGGCUGAUCCGCAUAGACCUGGGUGUAGGGGACGUAGUGAAGACCUGGCGCUACAACAACAUGAGGCAGUGGAACGUGAACUGGGACAUCCGGCAGGUGGCCAUUGAGUUUGACGGCAAUGUGAACAUAGCCUUCAGCUGCGUGACGGCAGACUGCAAGAUUGUGCACGAAUACAUUGGCGGCUACAUAUUCAUGUCCACCCGCGCGCGUGAGCAGAGCGACAUCCUCAACGAGGAGAUGUUCCACAAGCUAACCGGGGGACACGAGGCCUUAUGAAAAUGCAGCAACCUGUCACAUCUCUGUUCUCCAGCGGCCUUGAUUUUCUGCUGAGUCAUUCACAAGCCACCAGUCACAGGGUUUCAUUUUUUUUCAUUUUCGUUUCUAUAUCAGCAUCAUUAAGAAUGUUUAAUCCGUGUCUAUUUAUAAACGAUUUACAGUUUAACACUUGCAGUGAUGGAGGAGAACGGUUUAUAACUUCAACUGUAUGUAACGUUUGCAUUUUCACACCUAAUAAAAUAAAAAAACUGCAUCCGAA